CCCGAAUAAGUCUAUAAAAAGCGAUGUGGGCACCUCAUUCACUGGUUUUCAUAUGCCGACACCCUCCUCAAACACAUCAGCUGCCCAUUUUCGCAACAACUUGUUCAUAGUGCUUUCCGAUACUUCCGUAUUCCUUCUACUACCCGUACUUAUAUAUUAUUAUUCUUCUUAAUAUUUUCUCUGGAAAUCCGUCGUCUAAAAUCAGAAUGUUGGCUGGACAACACCACGUUACAGACAUUGAGUCACCUCUGAUGGUUGUGUUAUGGCGAGUGGCCGCUGGCGUUUUUCUGCCACUGGUGCCCACCAUGGCAGUUUUUGGAAAUGUUCUCGUGAUAAUGUCAGUGUUUCGAGAACGAUCUCUACAAACCGUCACAAAUAUGCUAAUUGUGAGCUUAGCAGUUUCUGAUUUUAUGGUUGCCAUAGGAGUGAUGUCAUUUGGUGUAUAUUAUGAGUGGAACGAUUUCAAAUGGGGACUGGGUUCAUUUUUCUGCCACGUGUAUCAAGCACUCGACGUCGCGUGCUCGACAGCUUCUAUUCUAAAUUUACUCGCAAUUUCGUUAGAUAGAUAUAUUGCAAUAGGUCAUCCAAUCUCAUAUGCUCAGUACGGUGCACGUGGUGGCCGUGCCAUGAUUUCGAUCACGAUUGUAUGGGGUGUCAGUGUUGCUGUUGCUCUUCCACUUCUUUUGGGAGUGAAUCCAAUGGAAGAGAACGAUGAAUGCGAAUUGGCAAACCCAUACUUCAACAUGAUCUCAUCAAUCUUUUCAUUUUUUAUUCCAUGCAUUGCCAUGAUCAUUUUAUAUACAAUUAUUUUCCGAAGGCUGCGGCAACGAGAGCGAGCAAGAAGCUUACGGCAAGCACAGAGGAGUGAAAACGAUAAAAUCAGCUCGGCACUUCUUGGUGGUGCCCAGAUCGCUAGACAAAUGGGCAAACAUUUCAAAAAUCGAACGGAUCAAAUACUGUUAGAAAUCAGUUUUCAGACGUCAUCGUUCCCAACCAUGUCGGAAUCGUCUGAAGAUGCAUCAACGAUCUCACCAAUGAUCAACUCGUUCAAUAACUUUCUGCCAAAGAAAACGCCGUAUCCAAGUACAUCAAUACCGGCGAUUCCUGAAUGUGGAAGUAUGCCUAACUUAACAAUUAUAGAACGACCAGAAGCAGAAAAAGAAAAAGAAAUUUCAAUAAUGGACCUUCGGGAUACAGUUGAAAUGUUGGACGACAAGUACUCUUCGGCAAUUCUCACUAGCUUUCAAACUUCCAGAUCCUUCGGUGAGGAGCUUGAAGAGAUCCUUCCUUUCAUCGAUGGGUCUAAUAGUGUAAAGCAUUCGAGGGAACAGUUGCAUACAACUAGAUCAAAUACAAGCACAACAAGAUUGCUAGAUGUAAAACCAGAACUGAGAAGCAUAAGUGUGCCGAGUAUUCAAGACGAGAAGAAACUCAGCCAAAAAUCUAACGAUCUUCCAUUUUCUCAUCAGAAUGGAACACAUAAACAAAAACUCCUCCCGAAUCCGGGAAUAUUGAUGAAAAGCAAAUCAACCACUUUAUUGAAAACAAAUGGGUAUAUGGACACUGAUUCUCUUAACAGAAACUCUCACAAAAAAAGCCUUGCUGAUCUCUUAGCCAAUGAUGAAUUUUCUUUUUCGGAUUCUAUGCGGGUAUAUAAAAAUCGAUUAUUUAAAAGCCUGAGUCGCGCAACCAGCGGAUGGAAUAAGCCAAGACCAUCAAGGCACAUGGUGAAAAAGGCUACCAAACAAAUGAGGAGGGAACACAAAGCUACAGUAACUCUUGCAGUUGUGCUAGCUGUGUUCCUCUUCUGUUGGUUGCCAUUUUUCGUGCUUCACCUGAGCAAUUCAAUUUGUUUGAUAAUUGAUGAAAAUAGUGCCUGUGUUGGUUUCCUUCCCUUAUAUCUUGCGACAUGGCUGGGAUAUCUCAAUUCUUCUCUCAAUCCAUUGAUCUACACAGUUUUUGACCAAAGAUUCCGAAAUGCCUUCCGGAACAUUUUAUCAUGCGGGAUAUUCAAAAAAAGAUGAUCUUAAUAUAUUUUAUUUUCUUAUUCUAUUUGUAUGGAAACUUUAUGUGUCAUUGCCUUACUGAUCGUUUUGAACGUUCAAAUUUCGAAAAAAUUAUUUAUUUUAAAAAUAAAACGAUACUCUAGUUUU
Molecule: messenger RNA, 2153 nt
Organism: Caenorhabditis elegans
Lineage: Eukaryota; Metazoa; Nematoda; Chromadorea; Rhabditida; Rhabditidae
Gene: dop-3
Product: Dopamine receptor 3
Exons: 12
Coding region: 207-2024 (605 amino acids)
Biological process (GO): G protein-coupled receptor signaling pathway; synaptic transmission, dopaminergic
Cellular component (GO): membrane; plasma membrane
Molecular function (GO): signaling receptor activity; G protein-coupled receptor activity
Source: RefSeq, marked reviewed